Molecule: messenger RNA, 1344 nt
Organism: Lachancea thermotolerans CBS 6340
Lineage: Eukaryota; Fungi; Ascomycota; Saccharomycetes; Saccharomycetales; Saccharomycetaceae
Product: tRNA threonylcarbamoyladenosine dehydratase
Exons: 1
Coding region: 1-1344 (447 amino acids)
Biological process (GO): cyclic threonylcarbamoyladenosine biosynthetic process
Cellular component (GO): mitochondrial outer membrane
Molecular function (GO): ubiquitin-like modifier activating enzyme activity; tRNA threonylcarbamoyladenosine dehydratase activity
Source: RefSeq, a predicted model, not a curated record
AUGGCACAAGACAGCCAAUGGAAGCUGAUAGCAGCCACUGCUAUCUUUGCUGCCGCUACCACUAAGUUUGUGGAUACCCUAGUCCAGAAUUAUCAAACACAUGGUACAAUUCUACCAAAAGGAGAGGCCACGGCAUCUGUCAAGCCUAAAGGAGCUCUGAUUGAAGAAUACAACGAAGACUUGAUACGAGAACAAUUAGCGCGCAACUACGCAUUCCUAGGAGAAGAGGGUAUGGAAGCUCUUAAGGGGCAAAACAUCGUGGUCGUCGGAGCUGGUGGGGUUGGCUCUUGGGUUGUUACAAUGCUGGUUAGGUCAGGUGUAUACAAAAUCAAAGUUAUUGAUUUUGACCAGGUUUCACUUAGCUCAUUGAAUAGACACAGCUGCGCAAACUUGAAAGACGUUGGUACUUCUAAGGUUGGAUGCUUGAAGAAGCACCUUGAGGAAAUCGCGCCCUGGUGCGAAAUUGAUGCAGUUCAUGAAUUAUGGAACAAGGAAAACGCCGAGCGGCUUUUAUUUGGCGAAGAUGGCAAAGAAAAGCCAACAUUUGUUAUUGAUUGUAUCGACAACAUUGACACGAAAGUCGACUUAUUAGAGUUUGUCUACCGCAACGAAAUUCCUGUUAUCUCUUCUAUGGGAGCUGCGACAAAGAGUGAUCCAACAAGGAUAAAUGUUGGCGACUUGACGAAUACAGAAGAGGAUCCACUUGCGCGUUCCGUCAGGCGGCGUCUGAAACAGAGGGGGAUCACUAAAGGCAUUGCAGUCGUUUUUAGUGCAGAAAAGCCAGACCCUCGCAAAGCUUCCUUGCUUCCUCUCCCUGAGGAUGAGUUUCAGAAGGGCAAAGUUGACGAGUUGAGCGCUUUGAAAGACUUCCGUGUUAGAAUAUUGCCUGUUCUUGGAACCAUGCCUGGGGUUUUUGGCCUAACUAUUGCAACUUGGGUUUUGACAAAAAUUGCUGGAUACCCUAUGGAGCCUAUCGAAGGGAAGAACAGGAUUAAGAUCUACGACGGAAUUUAUCAAUCCCUUGCCGGGCAAAUGUCUCGUAUUGGGAUGCCAGACCAGCGUGUUCCUAUAGCUCUCAAAGAGAUAGGCUAUAUCUGUGAAGAAGUUUUCCGGGGUAAGUCUCCUGUAAGUGGGUUUUCUACAAGACUCACUCUUUCUAAAUGGGACCCAGAAAAACCCGUUUCAUUGCAAAAUGUUGUGCUCUUAACUAAGGAGGAGCAGAAGGAGCACGAAAGACGCGUUUUGAAUGGUGGAGAGCGCUUGGAAGAUUGCUAUUCCGCGGACGUCUUAGAAUUGGUGGCUAAAAGGUUCAAAGAAGAGGAAUAUUACUCUCAGUUCAGAUAA